UAAAAAUAACCUCAAAUAAAUUUUCCUUUAUUAAUACCAAGAUUUAAAGUUAAAACAUCAAAGAAUUACAAUACCGGGCCAGAUGUCGACAAUUUGCGAGUCAGUACGGAGGCAACACACCGCCAUGGAGAAGGAAGUGGUGAAUCGCCUUAUUUACUCAGUCAUCAAGUUCCUGCAGUCCCAGUUGGAGGCUAGUGGAGGUGGAGCAAGUGGAGGGCUGACGGAGGAGGGGGUGGAGAGCGUAGAGGUGGCCAUUCAGUGCCUUGAGACAGCAUAUGGAGUGUCUCUCUCACAGACUGACCUUGCCACUUCCCGCUCCAUCUACCAGAUUUUUGCCGAGGCAGUGAAGAGCGAGCCACCAGUUUUAGGGGAGAGGGCAGCCUCCGCCCAGCAGACAGAGGCCCCACCCCAGCAGGAGGCCAGCGAGGAGGAGAAGGCAGAGGCGGAGAAGCUUAAGAAUGAGGGGAACCAGUUGAUGCGCGACGAGAGGUUCAGGGAAGCUCUCGACUGCUACACAAGGGCGAUCAACAAGGACUCGUGCAAUGCCGUGUACUACUGCAACAGAGCGGCCGCCCACAGUAAGCUCAACAGUCAGCGUGAGGCCAUCGAGGACUGCAAGAGGGCACUGCAAAUUGAGCCUCAGUACAGCAAGGCAUAUGGCCGAAUGGGGCUGGCAUACUCGAGCCUCAAUGAGCAUCACCAAGCCAAGGAGUGCUACCAGAAGGCCCUGGAGUUGGAGCCAGACAAUGAGAGCUACAGAGGCAACCUGGCCAUCGCGGAGGAGAAACUACAAGCCGAACCACAGCAAGUUCCCGGAAAUGCCUUCGGGGGCUUUGGUGGUCCCGGCGGUCUACCAUUCGGUCUGGGGGGUCUGAGUGGUCUGGGGGGUGCUGGCGGACCAGAUCUGGGCAACAUUCUGAGCAAUCCGGCCCUUAUGAACAUGGCCACCCAGCUCAUGUCCGACCCCAACAUGCAGAAUAUGUUGAGUAAUUUCAUGGGAGUGAUCGCUGGUGGUGGUGGUCCUGGUGGUGGUGGCAUCCCUGGUGGUGGCAUCCCUGGUGGUGGCAUCCCUGGUGGUGGCAUCCCUGGUGGUGGUGCGAUCCCUGGUGGUGGUGCCAUUCCCAACCCCAACCCUCCUCCUCCACCGCCCCCCACUGCCCCAUCCCCCGGCCAGGGUGGUGCCCCGGGAGCUGGGGGGAUGGAGGCCCUGCUCAAUGCUGGCCGCCAGCUGGCAGAACAGAUGCAGAGUCAACACCCAGAGCUGGUAGAGCAGAUUCGCCAGCAGAUGAACCGAGGGGGGCGGGUAGUGGGCCAGGGGGGACGGAGGCAACCCACCGCCGCCCCCACAGAGCUAGCUUCCCAGCCCACACCUUCAUGCUGACCAUCAGACUGUGGACUCUUUGUUUUGUACACGACAGUUUUGUAUUGUUGUCAUGGCGAUGAGCAGGGAAACAUUACCUUCUGUCUGUCCGUUUUUCCUCAGCUGCAGUUCCCAUAUGCAAGUUUUUUUUCUCAGUUUUCAUGAUGAGAGAGCAAUUUUAAAAGUCUGUACUGGUUCAGAGUCUAAGUUAAUAAAUGAUAGGCCAGGUAACAUCUCUUGAAAUGGCAGUGACUUGUGAAGCAGAAGUUGGUGGUGUUUUUAAAGGGUCUUGUCUCAGAUACUCACAGCACGCCUGGUUACAAGUCAUUCCUGUACAUUUCCUCGUCCUGUCUCUCUCUCACCUCCCACCAACAGGCUGUAGUGGAAGUUAUUCAGUCUUCAGGAGUGUUUUUCAUGGUUAUAGUAAUAGUUAAACAAGGAUUCUGCACCAUCUGUAGGAAAAACACUCUUGGAAACGCGACUAAUUACAUCUGUGGUCUCUAGAUGAUCGUAAUGAGAGAACCAAUCAGUUAAAAACACAGGCAUUGAACUGACUUUGUAGAAAAUGCAUCAUGUUAUUCUUAUUUGGACCCUUCCUUGAUGUUUUGCAAUAGCCAUCACCCCAAGAAAUAAUGUGAAGGUAAAACAUAUAUCAACCUCUUCAGUUUAACCUAAUAGCGCAUGUGAAGAGUAUGCAAUAACUAUAUCUUACAGCUGCCUGGCUACUGUUGGGCUGGGCGGUAUUUUCCUAUAGUCAAACCACCACCAGUUCUUGUGUUGCUGCUUCUGCUAUGCCUUGGUUCCUGUUGUGUAAAUAAAGGAGGCUACAUGGCUUAUAAAUAAAGACAUCUUGAGAGCGUGGGGCUGCUGCUGCUGCUGCUGCCGUGGCCUCUACCUGGGUGCAAGACAUUCGUUAUCAAGUUUAUAUACAUUCAUCAUAAUAAAGUGGCAUUGUGAGGAGAUAUCUUCCAUAUUUCACCUUGAAGUUAUUGGUAGAUGCGUAGAAGUCUAGGUAAUUAGGCUUAACUUGGGGAACUGGAUCAUUUGAGGCAUUAGAAAAGUGUUUGAAGACUUUCUCCCUGUCAUUUGUUAAUCUAAAGGUAUACUGUGCUACUUGCAAGUCUGUCAUUUGGAAUAUUGUUGUAAAGAUCAUGUUAAAAUUGAUGUGAAUCA
This is a messenger RNA of Scylla paramamosain (green mud crab), 2533 nucleotides long. Its product is annotated as small glutamine-rich tetratricopeptide repeat-containing protein alpha-like. Gene Ontology annotation, molecular function: protein binding; molecular adaptor activity. Gene Ontology annotation, cellular component: TRC complex; membrane. NCBI's taxonomy places the organism in Eukaryota, Metazoa, Arthropoda, Malacostraca, Decapoda, Portunidae. The coding region runs from base 83 to 1381 and encodes 432 amino acids. The record is from RefSeq and is a predicted model, not a curated record. Gene Ontology annotation, biological process: post-translational protein targeting to endoplasmic reticulum membrane. The transcript is spliced from 8 exons.